CAUUGUAUGAGUUCUGGUCAGUAGGCAUCUUGCUAGCCAAGUUCAUGGAAACCCAGGGGUGGCUAAGGGUCUCCUGAACCGGUGCAGCACCAUUACCUCUGGCCUUUAGUCUGUGUAUCUAUGUGGUGUCUUCAGGGGCAUACAAAACUGGCGUCACUGGUGUUUAGGGCUGCUUUUCUGUUAGCUUUUCUUUUCAACUUUUUUCUCUUUGGUGUGGUAGGAGAGGAAGAACCUGGACACGGCUGGACAGGAAGGAGGGCGGGAGGAGGAAGGCAAUUUGGUGAGGCGUUUUUCCUUCAAAGCGAUUUGGUAAAGCGGUAUCAAGCGGAAGACAAGGGCGUGAGUUCGGGGUCUGCUUGCUCUCUUAAUUCUGGUCACGGCGAAGACCACAAGAAGCUGCAAGUUUAGUGAUCCUGGAUUGAUGCCCCUUGUCUCAACCGGGAACCGAUUAUUAUCCUUUGUUUAUAUGGCGUGUACAUCAUUGGCGUUUGCCGUGAGGCGCCUCUCACGAUAUGAGCAGGUUCAUUGUGACGGUGUAUUUUCAGGCAACGGUUAGCUAGCAGCUGGUAGGCAACAAGGGAAACUGGCAUGGAAAUUUCAAGGCGCAUAAACAUAC
Neurospora tetrasperma FGSC 2508 is the source of this 616-nucleotide messenger RNA. RefSeq lists its product as uncharacterized. The record is from RefSeq and is a predicted model, not a curated record. The coding region runs from base 121 to 408 and encodes 95 amino acids. The transcript has a single exon. Lineage: Eukaryota; Fungi; Ascomycota; Sordariomycetes; Sordariales; Sordariaceae.